This is a messenger RNA of Malus domestica (apple), 1540 nucleotides long. Its product is annotated as probable WRKY transcription factor 53. The record is from RefSeq and is a predicted model, not a curated record. Gene Ontology annotation, cellular component: nucleus. Gene Ontology annotation, biological process: regulation of DNA-templated transcription. Gene Ontology annotation, molecular function: transcription cis-regulatory region binding; DNA-binding transcription factor activity. Lineage: Eukaryota; Viridiplantae; Streptophyta; Magnoliopsida; Rosales; Rosaceae.
AAUGCAACUCUCUCUCUCAGUCUUUGCUUCUGCAGCUCCACUACUCUCAUCUUCUUCUUUUUCCCAUUUCCUCACUCCAAAUUUUCUGGAUACCAAUUCCAUGCGUCAACCUUGUUACUGCAAACAACAUUUCGGAGCUUCCGAACUACUUGGCUUCUACUCUAUCUCGGAGUCGGGAAGAUUCAGUGUGAUGGAGAUGUGUAAACACUGCUCAGAAUCUUGCAUGGGACUUGUAAUGAUUAAGAGCGUCUGAGGUCCUGCGUUCAAAUCCUCUCUUCCCCAAUAUCGCUUGUAUCAUAAACAAACGACAUUGCUCGUAACCCAAUUGACUUAUACGGGUGAAAUAUGGAUUCUAGUAAGAGCUGGGACCAGAAGUCACUGGUCAAUGAGAUCAUUGAAGGACUGGAACUAGCAAAACAGUUGAGGCUAAGUCUGAACGCAAAAUCGUCAUCAGACAAGAAGCAAUUUUUAGUGCAGAGGAUACUAUCGUCAUACGAGAAGGCCCUUCUGAUGCUGAAAUGUAGCGGUUCGCCACAAAGUCCUAUCGGGGCAAUAACAAGCGUGCCGGAGUCGCUGAUGUCAGCCAGCGCAGGUCCUUCUUGCGAUGACAACAACAGAAGUCUCCAGGAUCGUCAUGACCUCACAGAGGUCUCCAAGAAAAGAAAGGAAAUGGCCAAAUGGACAGAACAUGUCACGAGAGCUAGCUCUGAGAAUGGGAUGGAAGGAGCCCAUGAAGAUGGCCACUGCUGGAGAAAAUAUGGGCAGAAAGACAUCCUAGGAACCAAACAUCCGAGAAGCUAUUACAGAUGCACGUACCGGAACUCGGAAAGUUGUUGGGCUACAAAGCAGGUGCAAAGGUCGGAUGAAGACCCCACUGUCUUCGAAAUCACGUACAAAGGGAAGCAUACAUGUUCUCAUGGCCGCAGUUCAGUUCCACCGCCACCAUCACCAGAAAAGCAAGAGCGAAAACGACACAAUCAUAACGAUACUUAUCAGCAACAGCAGUCUCAAGGAAACCAAAUCAGCUUCCCAACUAAUCUGAGAGUCAAUACUGAGAACUUGGACGACAGAGAGAACACGGCUUCUCCAUUCUCUUUUACUUCAACUUCAUUCGGAUGUAUGAACAACGAUGACGCCUUUCUUUCAUUAAUGCUUGAUGAUAACAGUCUUUUGGACAAUUUCAAUCAAUCAUUGCUAUCUCCGGCCGCGGGCGGAUCAAACUAUUACUUUGAGCCGGCAAGCCAGAUGAGAAACAUUGCAGGAAAAGAGCAACGUUCGGAAUCUGAUCUUGCAGAGAUCGUCUCAGCCAAAAAUUCGUCAACCAAUUCUUCGAUUCCGGACAUUGAUUUUUCACUGGAGCCAGUGGAACUCGACUCCUAUUUCCCGUUUGACUGCCCAGGAUUUUUCUUAUAAUUCUACUUGGUCUUUGAGAAUAAGAAUAAGUAGCAUCAAGACUGCCACUAGUUUGUUUCACAUCUUGAAUCAACCCAUGUAAUAUAAAAGAGGAAGAUUUCUAGUAAAAGAUAACAGCUUUCUGUGA